AGCUGCGAGUGCUCCAAACUAGUCGAUUCCAUUCUUCAGUAUGCAAUUGCGCAGCUACCAGUUGCGCAUCGUGCAAGCGGUGCUUGCUGGAGGGAACAGCAUAGUCUUGCUUCCCACGGGCGCUGGAAAGACACUGAUUGCUGCUGAGGUGAUCCGGACAUUGGGGGGCGCUUGCGUUUUCCUGGUUCCCACUUGUUUGUUGGUGAAGCAGCAGGCGCAAGCGAUCAGAGCAUGGACGCAGCAAGAUGUGGGCGAGUACAUGGGCGGCGCGGUGCUGCCCCAGCGCUUUGACAUCUUGGUCUCCACUCCGAAGGCUUUUCAGAUUGCGCAGGCCAAGACCUCCUCGCUGGCUUGGUCCCAGUUCAAGCUUGUAGUGUUUGAUGAAGUCCAUCACGUGCUCAAGGACCAUCCCUACCGCAAGCUGGCGCAGCAGCUCUGUAAGUGCGAUGGGCCGGUGGUGCUGGGGCUGACAGCUUCACUGACCUACGCUGUUGGAGAGAAGAAGGUCCAGGGGGACGUGAGUCGCAUCUGCCGGGAGCUGCAAGUUCGCGUUUUGGAGACCGCCACCCAAGCGGAGCUCGAGGCCAGCGGCUACCACUGCCGCGCUGCGGCCCCGGAGCUCGGCGCAGAGAUCCCCAGCCUGGUGCCAGAAAACGUGGUCCCGGAAACCGACCGCAAGCCUCACCUUAUGGGGAAGAUCUUUUUUGCACGACUGGCGGCAGGUUCCUCCACCGAGUUUGCUCAGAAGCUCUUUGGGGUGGUGACGUCCAUGGAGAAAGCCCUGGCUGCGGAUCCCAGCUUUCAGUCGCCGCUGAAGGCAUCCUCCAAGACCUGGGGCAGCUAUGCGCACAACAAAGCGGACAGAUCUCCCAUGUACGGUGCCCUGGAACACUGGUACGAGGCCCUUCGCGUGCUUCUGAACUCCUGGGAAGAGGCGCAGGAUGCAGCGGCCGCAUACCUGGCGAUGACGGGCCAAAGGCGGCUGGAGGCGUCCACUUGGCCGGCGUUCGUGGACAAAUCUCACGCCGAGUUCUGGCGUGCGUGCCCGGAGAUCUGGCCAAGGCACGAGCAUUUGAAGGAGGUGCUUGAGCACAAAUUUGACGCCUUAGUCGCCACCCAUGGAGAGUUCCGUGGCAUACUGUUUGUACAGCAGCGGGUGAUGACUCACAUCCUGGAGCAUGUGAUUCGCGAUGCCGGCCUCAAGCAGUUCACUCCAGCAUGCCUUUACGCCACGUCCUCUCCUGCCACGUCAUCCUUGGCAGUCUCUUCGGCGCAAAGCCAAGCGCGCCUCAAGGCUUUUGCCUCUGGCGCUGUGAAUCUCCUCAUCACCACCGUGGUUGCAGAAGAGGGCAUGGAUGUUCCUGCGGCGAACUGCGUGAUCCGCUUUGAUCCUAUGGUGAACUCGGUGUCCUUGGUACAAGGCCGCGGCCGUGCUCGGCAGGAGGGCUCGGCGUUUGUGGUGCUCAGCGAGCGUCCGGACAGGCCCACGGCCGUGCUGGCUGAGGUGGAGCAGAAGCAGCUGGAGAUCUGCCGCAGCUUCCAGCCCGGCGACGUGGGUGCCGACCCGGCAAAGGAGAAGGCAGCGCAGACGUCCAGGGAGCGAAACGCGGCGGCUGUGCUCGCCAAGCCGGGCGAGGCCUUGGCCAACUUGAACCUCUUUUGCAAGAAGACGAAGGUAGAACUUCAGGAGGACUUCUUGCAAGCUGGAGGCUGGUGCUGCCGACUGGCCUAUCUUUCCGUCCUGCGCUCUACAACUGCUGAGGGUACAGCUUCUUCAAGGAAGGAGGCGAAGAAGAAGGCCGCCGAGGGCCUGCUGGCGGAGCUGCAGAAGAGCCUGGCGUAGAGCGGCACUCUGCCGCAAAUUCUCUGUUGCCCAGUGGUGCCCUUCUUUCCUUUUUUUGGGG
This is a messenger RNA of Effrenium voratum, 1904 nucleotides long. The record is from the annotation of a GenBank genome assembly. Lineage: Eukaryota; Dinophyceae; Suessiales; Symbiodiniaceae.